AUGGAGCUUAAGCAUCGCCACGAUUCCCAGAGCCAGCCAGAGAACAGGACACGAGUAGAGGAAGAGCCAGAACACCUUGGAGUCCAGGGGGUUGACAUACCUGCUAGGGUCGGCGGUCUCGAACACCCAGACGGACUGGCCGAGAUCGUUGGCCUCGUUCCACCACCGCAGCCCCACCAUCAGCCGGCCAGAUAUGUUUUUCACGUUCCAGAAGUCGGCGGCGAGAAGAAGCAUGGUGACGAUGAAGUUGAGGAUGUAAUUGGAGGUGAAAAGGACGCCGAAGAGGUAUACCAGGAGCGGCGAUAUUCUGAAGAAGAGGAAGAAGAGCAACGCGACGGGAUGCGACGACUCGGCGAGCCGCUGGUACAGGGUUCUGUCGGCCAUUUUGUGCAAGGCGAGAAGAAAUUAAAAAGCGAAAAAUAA
This is a messenger RNA of Ogataea haglerorum, 423 nucleotides long. RefSeq lists its product as uncharacterized. The record is from RefSeq and is a predicted model, not a curated record. NCBI's taxonomy places the organism in Eukaryota, Fungi, Ascomycota, Pichiomycetes, Pichiales, Pichiaceae. The transcript has a single exon. The coding region runs from base 1 to 423 and encodes 140 amino acids.